AUGUCCACUGCAGUUGCAUCCGCACCGGCCCCCUUGUCAUCACCACACCCUACUCGCAACCCCAGCCCGAGAAAUCUCCCGGCUUUGGCUCCUCCGAAUAACAUCCCGUCCAAUUUCUCUCCGCCCCGGAUGUCCAAAAGUCCCCAGAAUGGAUCCACGGUACCCGGUUCCCCCGCCGAGAAGAGAGGUCCAGCGUCUCCAUCUCAAGGCAGCGGAGGCCCACAGAUUACCGUAAAGAAGGAACCGGGAUCCUCCCCACGCAUACAGAGUCGGCCCCGGCCUCGGAAAUUGGACCUUUCGACUAGUCUUCCAUCCUCCAGUGGUUUGUCGGUUCGCGCUCCCGGGGGACCUUUGACAGCCUCGAUGCAACAUGUAGGCCUCGCGUGCCUAUCACCUGGCUUCCAAACUCACGAUCCGAUCAUGCGAGAGCAGCUGCAGCGCAGCCUCUCCGUGCGGGAUCAGCAGCGGUCGAUCAUUGAACAGCGCAUGCAGAGAUCCGCCAAGGAUGAUGGUCCGGAUGGGAUUAAGCCUUCCGAGUCGAAUUUGAUGGGUAUGCCCAAGACCGCAAAGCGCCGACCGGCCGGCCUGUCCAUCGUCCCUCCAUCCGCCUCCCAGUUCGCAAACGAGCGAGUCAUCCAAUCUGCUCCGCUACACCAGACUUUCACGGGCAGGUACCAGCCACAACCAUUGACUCGCCAUGUUGUCAACCAGAGUCCGACCUUGGGCUCGACCUCCCACAUGCAUCAGCUACCGGCAACCCAAACAAACAAUCGUCUUCCUCCCCUUUCUGAUGUUUUCGGUUCCGAUGCGUUGGGUCGCGACCGCGAUUCUGGCCUCGCUAAUAUCCACUUGAACGCAUCGAGCAACUCCUCGCAAUCCAACAACUUGGCCCCAAUGCCCUCCCCUGGUCUGCCGGGUAGCGUGUCCCAAACCCCCAAUCGACCGCGCGAAUAUCACUCAGCCGAAGAAGCCGUGCAAGAGAUGUCCGGGGGACGGGAGGAACUUCUGCCUCGCAUUGUCCACUAUGGAGGUCAUCAACCUCCCACCCCGCCAUCCCCACAAAUACUUCACGCCGGCCCCAAGACCGCGCCUCUUGCCCCAGAACCCCAAGCGCCCCACGGUCCGCCUCCUGCCUCCUUUGGUAUGUUCGCCCCGUCCGAUGUUACGGCACGUCGUCGCCCUCGGAGCGAGUAUGAACACGACAACGGAAGUCCGCCGCUGGGUCAUGGGCCCGACUCCCAACACCGACCCAACCCAGCUUCCAUACCCGGUCCACAUGCUUCGUUCCCUGGACCUUUCGGCGCAGGAAGAGACUCGCCCGAGACGCAGCGGAGAAAGAAGGAUGAAUUCCUGGGUCUCUGUGCACGGGCUUGGGAUCUGUUUCACUCGUGA
Penicillium robsamsonii is the source of this 1392-nucleotide messenger RNA. RefSeq lists its product as uncharacterized. Bases 1 to 1392 code for a protein of 463 amino acids. The transcript is spliced from 2 exons. NCBI's taxonomy places the organism in Eukaryota, Fungi, Ascomycota, Eurotiomycetes, Eurotiales, Aspergillaceae. The record is from RefSeq and is a predicted model, not a curated record.